AUGAUGGACCUAAACGACCACUUCAAUUCGGACAUCAUCUUCCUGAAGAUGCCGCAUCUUUUCAAGCCGUUGCAAGUGAUCUGCGCCAUCGUCCUUGCUAUCUGUGUCGGCUCUACGGCGGGAGGUGAAAAUGGUGUCGUUUGGUUCGUCAUAUUCGCCUCAAUGCUAUUGUCUGCCCUGGCUACCGUAGCCUUUGCGCUCAGGAUUCAGGAUUCUCUCGUGGAGAGCAUCUCGAACGGCUCGUUGACAUGGAAUUUGGUGGAGAUGAUCUACUCCUUCGUCCUCGCUGUCCUCUCUGCAAUUUGCAUAUGGCUUUCCUUCGGGCUGGCCGGCCGAGUGUUGUUCGGCUCGUCGGCUGGAUACGUGGCCGCUGGGCUUUUCUUCGUCGUUCAAACAGCGCUCUACGCCGCGCCCUGCGUGAUGAUUUACGACCAAGUGCAGGCCACCGGGGAGAACGAGCAGAACAACGUCCAGAUCGCUCACCCGUUUACCGAGAACUCGUACCAGUACGAUGUC
Messenger RNA from Mesorhabditis spiculigera, 516 nucleotides. The record is from the annotation of a GenBank genome assembly. NCBI's taxonomy places the organism in Eukaryota, Metazoa, Nematoda, Chromadorea, Rhabditida, Rhabditidae.